AUGUGGUAGAAAAUCUUGAUUUGCUGCUGAUAUAAAUAUAUACUUCAAUUAUUUGAUUGAUUGAACAUAAGAAAUUAGAAAAUAGUUCAACUUGUUUUUUCGAAAAACUAAUCAUUCUUUUUAUUAUUAAACAACUUUUGAAGAUAUUGUAAAAGUUUGCUUGAGAAUCAAAUCUCAUUUUGGUAACCAGGUAACUUUUGCAAGCUGUUUAUCAACUUUAUUUGACUGUGGCGAUUGCUCGUAGGCUUGUCAAAUAAUCGCUGAUAAUAUUUAAUUACAAAUCUCAGUUGUCGCCAAAAGCUGGAAACAUGAAAUGGGAAAUAUAAUCCAUUUGACACGCCGCAAAAUCGAGCGACAAACAUAUGGCACUGAGGUUCUCUACAAGGCGCGGCAUCCGCGUUCAUUGAACGUAACCAAGCAAAAAAAAAAAAUAAAUAAAUAAACAACAGCAAAAAGUUAAAUAGAGUACAACAAAAUUUCUUACUGCGUCCACAUUGUGUUCUAAUUCAGCUUUUUAUUUGGGUCUGGGUCUGGGUCUGGGUCUUAAGCCGUAAACUUGUUUGGGGGCGUCGCAAGCUUCGAGCCGCGUUUGGCUAUAAAAGAGUCCAGCUAAUUGGCCAACAGCAUCAGUCGCUGACCAUUCAUCCCAAAUCAACAACAUGAAAUUCCUCAUCUGCUUGGCUCUCUGCUUCGCCGUCGCCCAGGCUGGCUUCCUGGCCUCACCAGUGGCCACUUAUGCCGCGGCACCUGCCUAUGCAGCCACGUAUGCCGCCGCACCCACCUAUGCAGCUACCUAUGCAGCUCCUGUGACCACCUACUCGGCCGCCGGCCUGCCCGCCGCCUACUCCACUUACCACUCUGCCGCGCCCGCAUACGCAGCCUCCGUGUACAGCGCGCCGGCGUACACAGCGCCCGUGGCCACCUAUGCUGCACCCGCCUAUGCUUCCCCAGUUGCCACCUAUGCUGCUCCAGCUGUCAUCAGCUCCUUCCUGAAGAAGAAGUAGACUGUUUGACAAAAGCAUAUUCCUAAAACUGCACCCUUUUCAUUAAUUGAACACUGAAUAAACUCUGAAAAAUACCG
Messenger RNA from Drosophila novamexicana, 1081 nucleotides. Its product is annotated as cuticle protein 16.5. NCBI's taxonomy places the organism in Eukaryota, Metazoa, Arthropoda, Insecta, Diptera, Drosophilidae. The record is from RefSeq and is a predicted model, not a curated record. The coding region runs from base 660 to 1004 and encodes 114 amino acids. The transcript is spliced from 2 exons.